This is a messenger RNA of Cladophialophora carrionii CBS 160.54, 1131 nucleotides long. RefSeq lists its product as uncharacterized. The transcript is spliced from 2 exons. The record is from RefSeq and is a predicted model, not a curated record. Bases 1 to 1131 code for a protein of 376 amino acids. Gene Ontology annotation, cellular component: eukaryotic translation initiation factor 4F complex. Gene Ontology annotation, molecular function: RNA 7-methylguanosine cap binding; translation initiation factor activity. Lineage: Eukaryota; Fungi; Ascomycota; Eurotiomycetes; Chaetothyriales; Herpotrichiellaceae. Gene Ontology annotation, biological process: translational initiation.
AUGUCUUCUACAAUAGCCAGAACAACCACAACAUCAACGACGACACUGCCAACGGCAAGGGACACGAGGAUCCACUCUUCCAAUGCCAUCACCACGUCCUCUUCCUCACCCUCGCCCUCACCCUCACUCUCCAUAUCAACAGCAGCGACGGCAACAGCGACAGCGACACAACCCCGCCGCACAGGCAACGGCAACGGCAACGAUAAUCCUGCCUCCUCGGAGCCCUCCUCGUGUCGACCCAGCCUCCCCCGCCGCUCCUCCUCGCUGCACAAACUCCUGAUCACAAAGCUGAGGCCCCUCCCCUUCCAGUACCUCUGGUGGGUGUGGCAUUCCAAAUCCGCCGGUCCCGUCGCCAGCACGACGCAGCAACCUCAACCUCAACCGCCACGCCCGUUCUUCUGCCCCCAGCCCGUGCUCGACGCGUAUCAGUUGAAUUUGCUGGUCGAGAACGUGGCCGACAUCGGGGCUUUUUACCGCAUCUUCAACAAUCUGCCGUGGACGUCGAUCCGACGGGGCGAUAGUAUCCACAUUUUCCGCGCGGGAGUCAGGCCACUGUGGGAGGACGAGGAGAACAAAAGGGGAGGGCGGUGGUUGAUCCGCGUGAGACCCGGAACGGGCGCGCCUGCAGAUGGAGAAGCAGAUGCGCGUUCAAAUGCACAUGCAGACGCGCGAGUCAGAAGUGAACACAGCAAAGGACAAGACGGGAGGAGGAAAGACGUGAGGACAUGGGAGGAGGUUUGCCUGCUGUGUUUGGGCGGUGAGUUGCAGAGUGUGAUAGCUCAAGAAAGGGACCAUAUCCUCGGCCUGUCCUUCUCGCCUCGGGCCAACUUUACGCAUAUUUCGAUAUGGACCAAGCAGGGCGACAAUCCUCGGAGUAUUCUGUUGUUGGAGCGAGCUAUCCUCAGUGGCCUUUCAUCGGAUCUGAGACCAAAACCGAGCGCCGAUUUCAACUAUCGAAGACAUGCCGAUAAGAUUGGGCUUGGGAGUGGCGUGGGCAUGCAGACGAUGCAAAGUCGACAGCAGUCACAGGUGCAGGUACAGAUGACGGGAUCAUUCCAGUCUUCCCUACCGACAACAAGCUCAGCGGCAAUGGGUCGACCUGGCCCGAUACGCGCGUUGACCGUGGGAUGA